Stegastes partitus (bicolor damselfish) is the source of this 1344-nucleotide messenger RNA. RefSeq names its product MINDY family member 4B (gene mindy4b). Gene Ontology annotation, biological process: protein K48-linked deubiquitination. The record is from RefSeq and is a predicted model, not a curated record. Bases 1 to 1302 code for a protein of 433 amino acids. The transcript is spliced from 11 exons. Gene Ontology annotation, molecular function: cysteine-type deubiquitinase activity; K48-linked deubiquitinase activity. Lineage: Eukaryota; Metazoa; Chordata; Actinopteri; Pomacentridae.
AUGACAGACAGCCGGCUGAACUACAUCGAGCUGCUUCAAGAGGAAGUGGACAAGAAUCCUGACAGGCUGCUGGAUGUGGGGAAGGAGGAGGAGCAGGAGGAGGCGCCUCCACCCAGCCGGGCCUUCACGCCGCUCUGCUCCAUCCCCAGGAGGCUGGUGAUCUCCUCUAGCCUGGGAGGGACGCCGGUCACCCCCCAGCUGACUGAGAGUCUGAGGAGGAUCCUGUUCGGGGGAACGUUUCACGUCUUCAACUAUGAGUGGAGGAAAUCCUUCUUCCAGUUCAGAAAGCCGAACUCAGAGCUGUCCUACGCUCUGGAGACGGACAGGGGCGGGGCUCGGGCCAUUCAGACGGCCGUCCAGGCUCGCAUCAUCAAACACCUGCUGUUCAUCCGACAGAGUGGCUCAGACAGACGGACGCUGCACAGUCUGAGCGAGGUCGGACCGAGGGACCAGGAGAGGGCGUUAGCGGCGGCGCUGUCCGACAGCCUCUGGUUGGCCGGCCAGGAGGUGAGCGCCACCGUUACCUUGGUAACUGAAGACUACUGCAUCACGCCUCACCUGGACUACAAGAUGGACAACUUCACAGAGAGGCUGCAGCUGUUUACGUUCAAUAAGAAGGACGACGUCAGGAAGUUCAUCCUCGAUCACAUCCACUGUUUCACAGAGGAGGGCGGUCACGGAGUCAUCCUGUUCCUCUACAGCCUCAUCUGCUCCCGAACAGUCGACAGGCUGAAGGAGGACCUGGACUCGACCACCUCCCACCUGCUCUACCUCAGUCUGGGCAACUUCGUCUGUCGCCAGGCGCUGCUGAACCUGCUGCUGACCGGCAAAGCGACUCCUCACGUCUUCAACGGGACGCUGCACCGCGACGAGGACGGCCGGCCUCUGGAGCGCCCCCUGCAGGGCGUCCUGUGUCGCAGCGACGUCGGAUACCUGCUCUGGAGCCGCGAGCAGAUGGACCGAGGCCGACUGCCGCAGGUGGGCAGCAUGCUGAAGACUCCCAGGUUUCCAGUGUGGAUCUGCUGCAUCAACAGCAGCUACUCGGUUCUGUUCAGCCUGAACCGCUCGCUGCUGUCCGACUGGAGGAUGGAGCAUCUCUUCCAGCUGUAUUACUACAACGGCCAGAGCUCGCAGACGGAAACCGCCAGGCUGACCGUCGACACUCACUCCCACCACUGGGAGGCAUCGUCCAGCGACUCGGACGGAGACCCGGAGAAAAAGUUUCCUUCUCUGGAGAUGACCAUCAGGACCAAGUGGGACGGAGCAGCGGUGGACUGGAACAACACGUCGCCGUUCUACUGAGCGGCGCCGAGCCUCACCUGGAGCUGCAGCGUCCCCUGUUGG